UCCAAAAACACUUCCAAUGUAUUAGAUCUUGGUCAAGGUACAACACUUGCACACUACACUCUCUUUCACUUCCCUAACUUCCUCACCAAAACCCCACACUGAACAUUUCAAGCUCUCAAAUUUUCUCAUCAAUGGCCGCCUCAUCAUCCCUUCUCUCCCCAAACUUCAACCCCAAUCUCACCUCUAAACCAAAACCCAUAAACUUCACCACCAAAAGACUCCCAUCCCACCUCUCACUCUCCAUCAAAGCUUCCACCUUUGAUCCAUCCACCUCCCCAUCACCAACCAGUAGAGGAUCCAACAUUCGCGACGAAGCCCGUCGCCAAAACCUAACAAACCCGCCACCAAACAACAAUUUCUCCGCAAAAUAUGUUCCUUUCAAUGCAGGACCAACCUGCACUGAGUUCUACUCACUCGAUGAGAUCGUUUACAGAUCACAAUCUGGUGGCUUGCUUGACGUGCAGCACGAUAUGGCUGCUUUAAAGGCGUUUCCGGGCUCUUACUGGCGCGCCCUGUUUGAUUCGAGAGUUGGUAAGACGAACUGGCCUUAUGGAUCAGGAGUUUGGUCUAAGAAAGAAUGGGUUUUGCCUGAGAUUUCAAGUGAUGAUAUUGUUAGUGCAUUUGAAGGGAAUUCUAACUUGUUUUGGGCUGAGAGAUUUGGGAAACAGUUUUUGAAUAUGAGUGAGUUGUGGGUUAAGCACUGUGGGAUUAGUCAUACUGGGAGCUUUAAAGAUUUGGGUAUGACUGUGUUGGUUAGUCAAGUUAAUAGGUUGAGAAAAAUGAAUAAGCCUGUAGUUGGUGUUGGUUGUGCUUCAACUGGUGAUACUUCUGCUGCAUUGUCAGCUUAUUGUGCAUCUGCUGGUAUUCCCUCUAUUGUUUUCUUGCCUGCUAAUAAGAUUUCCAUGGCUCAGUUAGUGCAGCCUAUUGCUAAUGGUGCUUUUGUUUUGAGUAUUGACACUGAUUUUGAUGGUUGUAUGCAGUUGAUUAGAGAGGUUACUGCUGAGUUGCCUAUUUACUUAGCUAAUUCUUUAAAUAGUUUGAGGUUAGAAGGGCAGAAAACUGCUGCUAUUGAGAUUUUGCAGCAGUUUGAUUGGGAAGUGCCUGACUGGGUCAUUGUUCCUGGAGGUAAUUUGGGGAACAUUUAUGCUUUUUAUAAAGGGUUUUAUAUGUGUAAAGAGUUAGGGCUUGUGGAUAGGAUUCCGAGGCUAGUUUGCGCGCAAGCUGCGAAUGCGAAUCCUCUUUACGUAUAUUAUAAGUCGGGAUGGAAAGAUUUUAAGCCUGUUAAAGCGAAUAGUACAUUUGCUUCUGCUAUUCAGAUUGGUGAUCCUGUUUCGAUUGAUAGAGCUGUUUAUGCUUUGAAAAAUUCAAAUGGAAUUGUUGAGGAAGCUACCGAGGAGGAGCUAAUGGAUGCUAUGGCUCAAGCAGAUUCUACCGGCAUGUUUAUAUGUCCACACACUGGGGUGGCAUUGACAGCACUAAAUAAGCUGAGGAAUAGUGGGGUUAUCGGGCCUAAUGAUCGGACAGUGGUGGUAAGUACUGCUCAUGGGUUGAAGUUUACUCAGAGUAAGAUUGAUUAUCACUCAAGUGAUAUUAAAGACAUGGCUUGUAGAUUUGCUAAUCCCCCUGUGAAUGUUAAGGCUGAUUUUGGGUCAGUUAUGGAUGUUUUGAAGAAGUAUUUGCUGAGUAAAGAAUCAAAGCAUUAGGUUGAUGAUUUGACAUUGCUAAGGUUUUGCUUAUGCAGCUCUAGCUUAUUAGUUAUUAUUGUUUUCACAUAAGCAUCGGUGUUGUUAGUUUAUAAUCUCUGUUACCGGAGGUCAUUCGAUAGGAUUUGGAAUUAUGCAGGUUUUAGAAGCGAGAAACUGAAGCAUGUUUGCAUCAUUGAAUAUUUAUUCGUUAGGAGGAAGCAAUGCUGAUUGUUUACACAGAAACACAUACUAGCAAUCAUUCCAAAAACAAAAAAUCAUGUUACAUUUUGUAUGAAUGAUCCCUAGAAGUAUUGUUCUUACAUCGUUUUAACAGAACAAUGUGAUCUGUAAUAUUUUUCAUCGGUGUUAACGGCCUGGCUUCCAGAUUUGUUAAACUCUCAGAAUCUGUAGGCAGACGUUUGUUGUUGGAUUCAUCACUCAAUAUCAAGUUGCAACUGUAUUUUCUUUCUCAAA
Molecule: messenger RNA, 2159 nt
Organism: Mercurialis annua (annual mercury)
Lineage: Eukaryota; Viridiplantae; Streptophyta; Magnoliopsida; Malpighiales; Euphorbiaceae
Product: threonine synthase, chloroplastic-like
Exons: 2
Coding region: 132-1703 (523 amino acids)
Biological process (GO): L-cysteine biosynthetic process
Cellular component (GO): cytoplasm
Molecular function (GO): threonine synthase activity; pyridoxal phosphate binding
Source: RefSeq, a predicted model, not a curated record